ACGCGGCGUCGCCUCCCCGUUCUGGCACGUUCGCUCUCCACUCCCCAACACACACGCGGAGGGCACAAAUCCCCGCGGCCCACACGCCAAUCGGAGCUGGUAGCCUUGGGCGCCGAUCCAAUCAACGGCCGGGCCCCAAUCCCGAAUCCCGCCGGGACAUCAAUUUUCCCCCGCGACGCGCGCGGCCGGGGUGCGAGAGCGCGACGAUGUCCGGGGCGGGGGAGUUCCAGGAGAUGGCGGCAUCGGUGCCGCCGUCGCUGAAGGCCAUCACGCUGACCCACGUCCGCUACCGCCGGGGUGACCCUCUGGGCCUCGUCCUCGCCUGGGUCUCCCUCAUCCCUGUAUUCAUCAGCCUGGGUGGGUUCGUCUCCCACUUCCUCUUCCGCCGGGAGCUCCAGGGCCUCUGCUUCGCCGCGGGGCUCCUCGCCUCGCAGUUCCUUAACGAGCUCAUCAAGCACUCCGUCGCGCAGUCCCGCCCGGCGUACUGCGAGUGGCUCGAGGCCUGCGACUCCUACGGGUGGCCCUCCAGCCACUCGCAGUACAUGUUCUUCUUCGCCACCUACCUCUCGCUCCUCGCGCUCCGCCGGUCGAGCGCGCGCCGGGUGGUCGCCGCCGUGGCGUGGCUGCUCGCCUUCCUCACCAUGCUGUCCAGGGUGAAGCUGGGGUACCACACCGUCGCGCAGGUUUUUGCGGGAGCAGUAGUAGGCCUUGUGUUUGGUGCUAUCUGGUACUGGAUCGUCAACACCAUGCUUGUUGAUUACUUCCCAAUGAUUGAGGAGAGUGCAAUCGGGAGGUGGUUGUACAUCAAGGACACAUCUCAUAUUCCAGAUGUGCUCAAGUUUGAGUAUGAUAACGCAAGGGCAGCAAGGAAGAAAGUUGCUACUGAUUGAGCAUGUUAUGAUUCAGGAUUGCAUGUUGCUGUUCAUUAGGGGGAUUAUAAGAAUGUGUGCGGCAUGAUAUUUGCUUCAGUUAAGCUGCACACGGCACAUGUACUCGUAGCAGCAACAUCAGUGGAAAAAAUGCCCAUAAUAGUUGUGUCAUUUUGCUCUUCCCAGGCAUACACCACUGUUUUUUUCUUUUUUCUUUCAGUCAUUUUGUUUUUCUUAAAGAUAGUUUGAUCCAAGGAUACCACUACCAAAAUUUCAAUAUAUUUCCAUGGAAACGAAGC
Phragmites australis (common reed) is the source of this 1168-nucleotide messenger RNA. Its product is annotated as lipid phosphate phosphatase gamma-like. The record is from RefSeq and is a predicted model, not a curated record. Gene Ontology annotation, molecular function: dolichyldiphosphatase activity. The transcript has 3 exons. The coding region runs from base 207 to 890 and encodes 227 amino acids. NCBI's taxonomy places the organism in Eukaryota, Viridiplantae, Streptophyta, Magnoliopsida, Poales, Poaceae. Gene Ontology annotation, cellular component: endoplasmic reticulum membrane; intracellular membrane-bounded organelle. Gene Ontology annotation, biological process: lipid biosynthetic process; protein N-linked glycosylation.